AUGUGUAAGCUUAUCCCAGGACGUUAUUUCGAUAGUUUGCCAGAGGGCCAGACCAAAGACAGCCCUUUAGCAAAGACGCUCAAGGGUGCCAUCGCCUACCUCAAGGACACCGGCCACAGCAGUGCGAAUGGAAAGAGCCAGGCUAAUGCUUCAAAAGAUUUUAGGCCCCUUCGAUCACGGACGCCCCCAUGGCUUCGCAACCGCACGGAACUGCGUGCCUUGCAACAGACAAUGACCAUGCUGACACAAGUCAUACAGAGUCGUGCGAUCGAGCAGGGAGCGCUGUCGGAAGAACUGAAGAAGUCGAUUGGUGAGGAGAAUGAUGCUUUGAUAGACAUCAUGUAG
Cladophialophora immunda is the source of this 345-nucleotide messenger RNA. RefSeq lists its product as uncharacterized. Bases 1 to 345 code for a protein of 114 amino acids. Lineage: Eukaryota; Fungi; Ascomycota; Eurotiomycetes; Chaetothyriales; Herpotrichiellaceae. The record is from RefSeq and is a predicted model, not a curated record. The transcript has 2 exons.